CGCGAGUGAACGUGUGUGUGCGCGAAGCAUCCAGGCUCAUCGAGAUUCAUUGCAAACAAUAUCCUAUACCGGUAUUAGUACAUCCGUAGAUACAGAAGGUUAUCUAGUACAUAACGCGUCGGCGUAUAUUUCAACAAUAAUAUUGGACGGUAGAUUGAUUUCUGUGACGGUGAAGCGUGGUAAGCUGCAGACUCGCGGGCGAGGUGCAUUGAACAACGCGGACAUGGCGGGUACGAAAAUGUGCUAGUACGCAUACAUGAGGUUCUUGACGGCGCAUUGUGUCAACGGAGGUGACGAUCACGAUGUCAAACAGACGGCCAUUGUUCCGAUGACUAGGAUUCCAAAAUUCAGUCCGGCCAGAUGGGAUCCAAGAAAAUCUUAUCGCGUGAUAUGUGGCGUUGGUUUUUGUCCGACGUACAUCUCACACUUCGCAGGCACGAUCCACGAGCUCGCUAACCGAAUUGCUAACAAGAGAAUAACUUUCUCACCCUCGCAUCUCGCGGCGAGUGCUACCGAGGCAUCAUCGGCUGGCGAGCUGAACCUGAGUGACAUAACGGCAGUUGCGAGGGGUUCGAAAUCUGGGCGGAGGGGUGUCGGUCGCUUCGGUACGAGGUUGGAUAUCAUGCAGCGCUACGUGGAAGACGAGGAGGGUGAAAAGUCAUCGUCGAAGUCGGCGGGUACGUAUUCGAUCGCGCGAAGACUGCGUCAGGUUGAUAGCCCGGCAACGGGUCGAUCGGUCCGGAAAGAGGAGGCGGUAAGGCGAACGUACGUGGAGAAAAGGGUACUGGUUCGACGUCCGGUUGCGUCGAGCACGGCAAAGCGGUGCAAAAUGGUCGAUGAUUCCAGCGGGUGCGGCAGUCCGCCUGGGGAUCUCGGGUUGAAUACGCCAGUGAGAUGUAUCACCAGACUGCCGACGGCGAUGAUGACGGUGAUGGAGGUUGGUUGCCAGGUGGGGUCGUCGAUGACCAACUAACAGAGAGGUGAUGUUUCGGACGUAUGCGGCAGUCCGGUUGAGGAUCGUGGCGGUGCGAUUGUUGCGGAACCAACGCGGUUCAGCGGUACGCCGCUGUGUUCAGUUGACGAUGGCAGCGAUGACAUUGACGAUGGUGUUACGUUCCGAGAGGAACGUUUCGAGUCGAUUCUGAUUCGCCGCGUGAUUUAAAUUGUUCUCCUGACUUACGUAGUUGGUGUAUGUAAAUCUCGAGAAUCCGCUGAUCAGCUCCUCAGAUCUUCUCGUUCAACUCGCCUACAAUUCUGAGAGUUUGUUAGGUAGGGCUCGUGCCAACCAUCACUAAGCGUGAUUGAAAUAAUUAUUUAUGACAACACUUGGGUUAAUUACACAUUUAUUAACGGUCUCCUUCUGGUUCUCGAUGGUAGGUUUACAAUCGUGGUACAGAUUGGUGUUAAUCACUAUCGCAGUGACAAACUGUUAACAAGUCUCGAAGGUUCUGAAUGACGUAUAAUGAUUUAAUUCUAGGAUUUCAGUAGAGAUCUGAUCUGUUCUCUAUGAUGUCUGAAGUUCUUCUGAUGAUUCUAUUUUCUCGAAAGGUUUGAAUUAGAGGAAAAGUAGGAGGAGUUCAAAAGGAGUCGCGGUUUCUCGCGGGUCUCGGAUGAUUGGUCAAGGAUGAUGAAAUAAUUGAGGGUAAGAUUUCUGAUUCGUGCAUGAGAUCUCGGUGGUGGAUUAGCGCGAGGUAGUUGGUUUAGAGAAGCAAGCGGCGGAGCGUUAAUUGGUCUUAUCAUUAUUAAAAUGAAGGCGCUAUCCUGAAUUCUGAGAAUAAGGGUUUCUUUAUCUAUGAACUAUCCGUGAUUUCUCUUCCCAUGUUUCCGGUGUUUAGUCUACUUGAUUAUCUUAAUUACUGCAGGUGUUUAUUACUUUAGGUUAUUACGGUUGAGGUCGUAAAUCAAAGGUUUUAUGUGAAAGCUAAUGUUGAAAGGUAUAACGGUUAAAUGAGAAAAAAUAUACAUACCAUGUAUGUUAUGAAUAUGACUGAUAAAAUAACGGUUAAUCUAGCGUGUGAGAACUAUCGAUAUAAGAAUUUGGACGUUAUGAUGGUAGCUAUGUGUGUUAGUAUUAAUCUACGACUAUCGGUAAGAGCACGUAAGGCUCUCUUAUGGUAACUGCACGCUGGUCAGGUAGGGCGCAGAGAGGGCGCCGCCGUGGAUACCGGCUGGCACGUAACAAUGGCACCGAUGAUGACAGUAUGGUUACAAUGAGCACCGGUAGUCGAGUGGCGUCGUCCCUUUCGACGGUCGAAAAUACUGACUCGCAGGUUACGGAACCGCGGACAGAGGGUGGUGGCGCGUUGCCGAGUUGUGUUAUUGAAAAAUUUAAAUUGAAGUUGGCCAAGCGGACGAAGGAGAUUAGAAGCUUGAGAGCGAUCAACAUGCACCUGCAAAAGGCUCUCCUCGUUGACCACGACAAAG
Molecule: messenger RNA, 2424 nt
Organism: Neodiprion virginianus
Lineage: Eukaryota; Metazoa; Arthropoda; Insecta; Hymenoptera; Diprionidae
Exons: 4
Coding region: 257-973 (238 amino acids)
Source: RefSeq, a predicted model, not a curated record